GCGGGCGACCUGUGCGCCAAAUAGGAGUCGCAUUCAUUCCCCCGAUUCUCAUUCAGAUCGAGCCGCCACCGCCGGCUCGCCCUCUCCUGCGCCACCUCGCCGCCCUCCACCUCUUCCCUAAGCACAGCCGCCGCCGCCGCCCCCCUCCUCCACACGGCCACCGUCCCAGCUGCCAGCCCUCCGCCGUGCGCACGCACAUCCUCCCCCCCUCCGCUGCCGACGACCCCGAGCUCCCCUGCUUCCUCUCCGCGCCGUCCAAGGAUAUCUCAAAAGAACUGGCCUCGAUGGCGCUCCUCCGAGCCCUCCGGCGAGCCCUCCCGCCGCUCUACUCGCCGGCGGCGCCUCUUUCCCAGCACGCCCCAGGUCCUCCUGCGCUCCCUCCCCGUCCUCUCCGGCUCCUGGAUCCGAUCGGCUUCCGGCCGUUCUCCGCCGCCGCGGCCACCGCCAGCGCCGUUGUGCGGGCACCGGAAAUGGGCGCCAGCCUCUUCAGAGGGCUCACGGAGACCAGGUUUCCCAAGCGGCGGCCAGGAUUCGUGUCCCGGCGCAAGAGGGCCAGCCUGCGACCCAAAGGUCCGCACUACUGGGUGAAGUGCAAGCCAGGGGAGCCUAUCCCUUCGAGCCAGCCGAAUGAGGGCAGCGUACAGGGGAGGAAGGAGAAGAAGCGGAUCAAGCAGCGCAAGGACUUUAUCAUGGUGUGCAUUUUGUUCAGUUCCCUGCAAUGCUUGUUUUGAUUGUGUGAUGGGUUUAUGCAAGGUUAUCAAAAUCUAUCUGUCUCUCUGGAGUAACAGGCCAAUGAAAUUUUGAGAACAUAGGUAGUUUUAACAGGGGAAUGAAAUCCUGAGAACAAAAGUAGUUUUUUCAUGCUA
This is a messenger RNA of Triticum dicoccoides, 866 nucleotides long. RefSeq lists its product as uncharacterized. The record is from RefSeq and is a predicted model, not a curated record. NCBI's taxonomy places the organism in Eukaryota, Viridiplantae, Streptophyta, Magnoliopsida, Poales, Poaceae. The coding region runs from base 285 to 731 and encodes 148 amino acids. Gene Ontology annotation, cellular component: mitochondrion. The transcript has 3 exons.